UUGACCUUGAAUUCAAGAUUACAUGUCAUCCUAUUCAAUUUACGGUUUUAUUUUUGGAUCUCAUUGUGGAACAGAUAAUUCGUUUCUGUUCCCUAGUAUUUCAUUAAGUAAUUCUUUACAAUUUUUUCGUUUCUAAUUGCUGUAUUCUGCAAUGAAGGUUGCUAUAGUCACUGGUGGAAAUAAAGGCAUUGGAUAUGGCAUUGUUAAGGGGUUGUGUGAGAAGUUCAAUGGAACUGUAUAUUUGACAGCCAGAAAUGUCGGAAGAGGUGAAGCAGCAGUUGCAGAACUUAAAAAGUUAGGACUGAAGCCCAAGUUUCACCAGUUGGAUAUUACUGAUCAAAAUAGUUUGGAUACAUUUUAUGAUUACAUGAAGAAGGAAUAUGGUGGAAUUGAUGUUUUGGUUAAUAAUGCUGCUAUAGCAUAUAAGGUUACUGCUACUGAGCCAUUUGGGGAGCAAGCUAAGAACACACUGCAUGUGAAUUACUUCUCCUUGUUGAAUGCUUGUCACACAUUGUUUCCAUUGUUGAACCCCCAUGCACGGGUUGUCAACUUAUCAAGUUCGGCUGGUCAUCUGGCCAGAAUUCCAGGACAGAAACUGAAAAAGAAACUUUCCAGCCCAACUCUCACAGAGGAUCAACUGUCUGACCUUAUGAAGCAGUUCAUAGAAAGUGCCACAGAAGGGAAGCAUCAGCAGGAUGGCUGGCCUAAUUCAGCAUACUCAGUGUCAAAAGUUGCAGUGAGUGCUCUAACAUUUAUUCAGCAACAUGCAUUUGAUGCUGAUCCUCGGGAGGACCUCGUAGUGAAUGCUGUUCAUCCUGGAUAUGUGGAUACUGACAUGACAAGUCACAAGGGACCUCUGACCAUAGAAGAAGGUGCAGAUGCAGCAGUUUAUCUGGCACUUCUUCCUAUAAAUGUAAAAUCACCCCGUGGAUGCUAUGUAUGGAGCAACAGAGACAUUGUUGAUUGGGUAAAAGGCCCCACUCCUGGGCCAUACUAGAUUAAGCCACAUAAUGGAGCAAACAUCCAUAUUGUUGUUUUAAUUUUUCUUUUUUCCCCAUUCUUUAUAUUCCUUAUGUAGUUUGCUGGAUUUUAUUAGCAUUUUUGAAAUUAAUUGUGAUUACUCUGAGAAUGACUGAUCUAUUGAAAUACUGUACCAACCAAAUGGAAGAAAAGUAUGACAAUGUGAGUAAACAAUGUGUGUAUAUAUAUAUAAUGUUGUAAUCACAUUGAACUCACUAUCUUCAGAAAGAUGGUACAGUAAAAUUUCCGCUUUUAAGUUCCACAUAGUUAGCACGUUGUAGUAGGUACUGAUCAUAGGGUGCUUGAUCUGAAUUGUUGUCUUUGGAGUAUGACUGGUUUUUUCCCCCAUUUCCUCAGCCUUUUCAAGUGAAUGGUAUGUUUUACCUUAAAAUAGCCCUUAACCAAAUUUUCCCAAAUCCAUUCCAGUUCACUGUUAAUAAUAACAUCAGUAUGUGACUUGUGAAGUUAACAGAACUUUGUUAAAAAUCCUAAUACUCUCUGAUAUAAUGAAAAAAAGUUUAGUCCUUGUAAGAUACAGUACAGUAUUCAGGUAUAACCCUCUUAUAAAGAACUUCUACAUAGUCAUCCAAGAAUAUGGGUAUUCUGAAUUUUAAACUGUGGUUUUACUAUAUUUUGAGUUCUUAUACUAGUAGACAUAUCUUUUGUUUCAUAUAGUGUGUGAAAUUGGGUCUCUCUUGUGGGCAGAGUAAAUUGAGUGUGCUUGAGAAUGAUGGUAUUUGGAUCAAAGAGAAAUGAAGUAACAUUAAUGGAGAGAAAUGCCUAAUGAGGAGCUUCUUCACCAGUAUUAUUAUGGUGAUUAAAUCAAGAAGUAUGAGAUGGAGUGAAAUAUUUGUCACUCAUGAAUAAAGUGAGAAAUGCAUAAAGAAUUUCAGUUGACAAACCUCAGGGAACAGACUGCUAGGGAGACUAAGCAUAAAUUCAUAUAACUUUAAAACAGAUCUCAGGGAAAAGUAACGUGAAGAUUUGAACUGGGUUUAACUCUCUUGGUAUAUGAUCCACUGGUAGACUUUUGUAAACACAAGAAUGACCUUUGAGUUCAUAAAAGAAAAAGUUUCUUGGCCAGCUGAUUAUCAGUUGAUGUCAGUUUUGAAAGUGCAUUUUUUAGAUAUAAAAAUGCAUUUACUUUUGUGCCUAAGAGAAUGGAUUUCUUGUAUGGCUACAUUCAGAAGAAAUAAAGUAAAAAAUAAAUAGCAUUAAAUGAAAAAUGUCUGAUAAGGUAAAUUUAUGCGAUUAACAAGGCUUGAAAGUAAAUAAACAGCCUCCAAUGCUAUAAAUAGAGUCAAUAAAAAUAUCAAUUGUUUUCUGUUACUGUGGUAUGUAAGUACUUUUACAUUUCUUACCAUAUGUGAUUCAAAUGUACUGGUAUUAAUUGUGUUUGGUAUUGUAACAAAUUAGGAAAUGUAAGUUAUGCAAUAAUUUCAGAAAAUUGUAAUAAGAUGAAAUGUAAAAUGGCAUCUGUGUCUAUUUGCACCAUGAAUUCUUACUGGACACAUGGAGAUAAUAUUCCACAUGUUCUUAACUUUGGCAAUUUGUGGAGUGGUCAGCCAUUGCCACCUGCCUUUCGCACCAUUUGGAAAAGCUGGGUGGGCCUCAGAACUGGCCAAAAUAUAAUGGCUCUGCAGUCAGGAAAUGAACCCUGGUCAUCCAGCUCAGUCUGACAUUUCACUGAUUGCAUAACUUUGGUUAACAAAAUGUUUAUAAAGAUGAGAUGUGUUUAUGUAAAGCAUGUUACUUUUACUGAAAGGUUAAAAAAUGUGGUUUAUGCA
Messenger RNA from Zootermopsis nevadensis, 2807 nucleotides. RefSeq names its product carbonyl reductase [NADPH] 1. Gene Ontology annotation, molecular function: carbonyl reductase (NADPH) activity. Lineage: Eukaryota; Metazoa; Arthropoda; Insecta; Blattodea; Termopsidae. The record is from RefSeq and is a predicted model, not a curated record.